CUUGUGUCUAAAUUUGAUUCUCCCUGCAGGCGCAACUCCAUCCUAAUAGUGAACUGCCUUUCUGUGGCAGCGGCUUGUUUUAUGUUUGUUUCCAAAGCCUGCGAGUCCUUUGAGGUUCUGAUCCUGGGACGGCUGGUGUUCGGCCUGUUCUGUGGUCUGGUCAUGAGCCUGAACCCUCUCUACAUCCAAGAAGUGUCUCCCACCAAGCUGAGAGGAGCCUUCGCCACACUCAACCAGGUCUCCCUGGCCUCUGGCACCCUGGUGGGGAUGGUGGUCGGCCUUGAGGCCGUUCUGGGCACCGAGGACCGCUGGGCCAUGAUGCUGUCCCUGUCUCUGAUCCCAGCUCUGACCCAGUACCUGCUGCUUCCCUUCUGCCCCGAAAGCCCUCGAUACCUGCUGAUCAACCGAGGAGAGGAACAGAGAGCCAAAGCCGCCCUGCUGAGGUUGAGGGACAGAGAAGACGAGGUGUUGGCCGAGCUGCAGGAGAUGAAGGAGGAAGCUGCGCGCACAACCAGCAGCAUCACCAUCCGCCAGUUCAUCGCAAAACGCAGCUACAGACAGCCCAUCCUGAUCGUUCUGACCGUCAACCUGGGCAGCCAGCUGUCUGGAUUCAACGCGAUCAUCAAUUAUUCCACCAGGAUGUUCCAGGCGUCGUUUGAAGACGCCAAAUAUCUGACUCUUGGUGUGGGAGUGGUCAAUCUGACCUUCACCUUGGUGGCAUUCUUCUUGAUGGAGAAAGCUGGACGGAGGAAGCUGCUGCUGACCGGCUUCCUCUUCAUCUCAGCCUGUAACCUUCUCCUGACCGGCGUCGAUUCCCUCCUGCACGUGCUCCCGCAGCUGCGCAGCCUGCAGGUGCUGCUGGUCUUCUGCAUGGUGUCUGCGUACGAGCUGGGCCCCGGCCCCAUCUCCUGGUUCAUCGCCGCCGAGCUCUUCGACCAGCCCGGCAGACCCGUCGCCAUGGCCUUCACCAGCCUGCUGAACUGGGGCGGGAAGUUCGUCCUGGCGCUGCUCUUUCCUCCGCUGCUGAAAAUCUGCGGCGCCUACGUGUUCCUGCUCUUCAGCGCGGUGGCUCUGCUCGCCUUCGCCUUCACCUGGAUUCGUCUUCCUGAAACCAAGGGUCGCACGUUUGACGAUAUCGCAGAGGAGUUCAGAGGAGCGGAGAGUCUCUCUCUGCUGAACAGCACAGGAUUCAACACUUUUACCUGAGCAGCACCUGUAACUGUUGACCAAUCACAGAUCAGAACAUAAGACCCACUCCCACCACCUUCUGAUCCACUUUCAAAGCGUUCCCGGUGGACUUUGGUCGUCUUUGGCCAAAAUAAAAUAAUUUGUCUCUGAGACUGACAGCAACUCCGCCCCCUUUCACUCCCCAUAACUGAGAGCUCUCUGUUUACACACUCUCCCGCUAGCUUACAGCCCCUCGCAUCCCCAACCUAAGAUGGUGUCAAACAGCCGCUACGUACAUUUUGCACGUGUGAAAAUUGGUCACACGUGAACAUACAUGGAAAAAGUGAGAAUUUUUACAGAUGAACCUCGUUAAAACCACGGAAGAAGUACGAAUAAACCACAAAGAACACGUGAAUCAACGUAGAACAUGAACCGCGUGUGAAUAUUGUGCCGUUUAUACGCAAUUCAUUAGGGAUUUGUGCAUCAGUUACAUCAUUUGAACGUGAUAUGUGCGCCGUAUACAUGAUAUAAAAGUCAUACAUCUGUUGUUCAUGCAUGAAAAUGCUGUUAGACUGGAAAGACACAAAUAUGUGUAUACUUCUCGCAAAAAUGUGUGUAUAACCCUUGUGCUAUCUUAGAUGACCCCACCCUUGCAUUGACGUGUUCUCCCUACCAUGACAAAGGUGGAUAAAGAUGGAAAGAUUUCAUG
Oryzias latipes (Japanese medaka) is the source of this 1876-nucleotide messenger RNA. It is a transcript of the gene slc2a1c, whose product is annotated as solute carrier family 2 member 1c. Gene Ontology annotation, biological process: dehydroascorbic acid transport. Gene Ontology annotation, molecular function: D-glucose transmembrane transporter activity. NCBI's taxonomy places the organism in Eukaryota, Metazoa, Chordata, Actinopteri, Beloniformes, Adrianichthyidae. The record is from RefSeq and is a predicted model, not a curated record. Gene Ontology annotation, cellular component: plasma membrane.